AUGGUCAUGGCGGCACCCGAUGCGCAAGAUGAUAUAUUCGAGGCCGUCGAGGACGUGGUGCGGAUCGCGUAUGGCCUGGAGGACGACGUAGAUUCUACAGACCUGCGGCGGAUCUGCAAGGAGCGUGCAAGAAUGACCAACGACUCGAAGGCGAUCCAGCUAUCGCAAUCGCUGUAUUCUAUGUAUACAUUGCGAAAGAAGCAAAACGAUAUCAGCUCCUCGAUGCACAAUGCCUCCCCGGUCUCAACGCAGCAGACGACCCCGGAUAGUAGCGUAGACCGCAGGACGGCGGUAGCGGAUGGUACAAAUACUGUUGAGCGAAAACCACGAACGUUCACAGCUCGGCUGGAUCCAAUGUUCAUGGAGGCACCCAAUGCGCGAGAUGACAUAUUGGAGGCCGUCGAGAACGCGGUGCGGAUUGCAUAUGGCCUGGAGGACAGCGUAGAUUCGACAGACCUGCGGCGGAUCUGCGAGCAGCGUGCCAAAAUGGCCAGGGACUCGAAGGCGAUUAAGUUGUUGGACGUGUUGUGUCGUGUGUAUGCGUGGCGAAAGCAGCAAAACGAUAACGCGAUCACUCUCCCAACCCACGAUGCCUUACCCGUCUUCACGCUGCCGAAGGUCCCAGGUACUAGCGUCGACCGCAAGACAGCCGUGCAGGACGGUGCAAACACGCUUGAGCGGGAACGGGCGACAUUCGCCGUGGUGGUCGGUAUCAACUCGUACGGCGAGGGCUUCAAGCUGAACGGAGCGAAUAAGGACGCGCUUUCAGUUUACGACUUCCUUCUACACGAUCUCCAGAUUCCGUCGGCCCACAUCAAGCUACUUCUCGACCACGACGCUACGCGCCAGUGCAUUAUGGACGCCCUACAUACACACCUCCUCAAUAACCCUGACAUCCGCCCUGGCGACGCAAUCAUAUUCUACUUCGCAGGACACGGGUCUAGCCACGACGCCCCCGGCAAGGGCGCUGUUGAAUACAUCAUGGCAGUGGAUGGCAAGCUCAUCUGUGAACACGAACUGCACACCUUUCUCAAGGAUCUGUCCCACGCGAAGGGCAAGAACAUCACCGUCAUUCUCGACUGCUGCUUUGCCGCUGGAUGUACGCGGGACGGCUGGUCCGCCCACCCUGGAUCGUCAGGAUUGUAUUCGGGAUCACAGAGAGUACGACGCGUGGACCCGUCCGUUGUCGCUGCGAUCCAAGGCCUACCGGGAUCGGAUUGUGCGCAUUGUUUAGCAGGCGACGAUGAUUGGGAGCGGGACAUGACGACACAUGUGCUCCUUGCUGCGUGCCGCGACUACGAGCUUGCUUUUGAGAACGCGAAGGGCGGCGCGUUCACUGUCGCGCUGUUGAGACACCUCCGAUCCGUUCCGCGAGAUACGAUCACAUACAAGCAGCUCAUGGACAGUUUUCCGAAUUUGGGUCCAAGGCAACACCCUGUCGCCGUAGGGGACCAUAGGAAUGAUACUCUUUUUCGUAUUGGGUGGCAUGACUCGCAGAAGUCGUCUUCUGCUGCUCGGUGA
Molecule: messenger RNA, 1521 nt
Organism: Laetiporus sulphureus 93-53
Lineage: Eukaryota; Fungi; Basidiomycota; Agaricomycetes; Polyporales; Laetiporaceae
Exons: 3
Coding region: 1-1521 (506 amino acids)
Biological process (GO): proteolysis
Molecular function (GO): cysteine-type endopeptidase activity
Source: RefSeq, a predicted model, not a curated record